Messenger RNA from Cladophialophora yegresii CBS 114405, 1182 nucleotides. Its product is annotated as 3-isopropylmalate dehydrogenase. Lineage: Eukaryota; Fungi; Ascomycota; Eurotiomycetes; Chaetothyriales; Herpotrichiellaceae. Gene Ontology annotation, molecular function: NAD binding; 3-isopropylmalate dehydrogenase activity; magnesium ion binding. Gene Ontology annotation, biological process: L-leucine biosynthetic process. Bases 1 to 1182 code for a protein of 393 amino acids. The record is from RefSeq and is a predicted model, not a curated record. Gene Ontology annotation, cellular component: cytosol. The transcript has a single exon.
AUGCCAUCCUUCAAGAUCCUUGUGCUGCCGGGCGACCACAUUGGCGCUGAGGUUAUCCGCGAGGCUGUCAAAGUACUCCGCACAGUGGAAAGCCAUCCAAGCGUUGCCAAGCAGAACAUCAAGUUUGAUCUCGACUUCGACUUGCUAGGCGGGCAGUCCAUCGAUGUCCAUGGAAUACCAUUGACGCCUCAAGUCAUUGAGAAGGCAAAGAAUUCCGUGGCCGUGCUGUUCGGCGCUGUUGGUGGCCCAAAAUGGGGCAUGACCGGAGCGCUGAGGCCAGAGACUUCUGUAUUGGAUUUGCGAAGAGCCCUCAACUGCUGGGCAAACAUUCGCCCUUGCAAAAUCCCUUCUCCAGGGGCUGCCAAGUGCUCGCCGCUAAAGGAGACCGUUGUCCAAGGAACAGAUUUCAUCAUCCUGCGUGAGAAUCUGGGCGGCGUAUACUUUGGCGAAAAGAAGGAAGAGCCCAACUAUGCUCACGACGUGUGGGGGUAUAACAGAUGGGAGAUCGAAAGGAUCUCCCGGAUGGCGGCGUAUCUGGCACGCAAACACGGAGGGACCAAGGGCCCCAGCAAGAUCACCUCCGUGGACAAGGCCAAUGUGCUGGCUGUGUGUCGACUUUGGCGAGAAGCCGUAACAACGGUCCACGACCGAGAGUUUGCGGACAUUCCUCUUAAUCAUCAAUUGUCAGACUCAUUGGCUCUGAUCAUGGUCAAGAAUCCCCGCUCGUUGAAUGGCAUUGUCUUGUGCGACAACAUCUUCGGCGACUUGUUCUCUGACGAGGCUGCUGCGGUAUCUGGCUCCCUCGGAUUCAGCCCAUCAGCGUGCCUCUCCGGCAUUCCAGGAGAGCCUCUGGCUACAGGCAUGUACGAGCCGAGUCAUGGCUCGGCGCCGGAUCUACCUCCCAACUGCGCAAAUCCCAUUGCCACAAUCCAAAGUGCCGCCAUGAUGCUGCGGUACAGCUGUGACUUGGAUUGGCUAGCAGACGCGGUUGACCAGGCUGUUAGCAUUGCGCUCGACGACAGGGCCGCUGGUGGUCUGGAAGUGAGGACUGGUGACAUUGGCGGAACCGCAACGACAGCGGAAAUGGGAGAUGCUGUUGUGACUGCACUCUUGCAGAUUCUGGGCAAGGCAGAGCCAGAGUCGGCAUCUCAAGCCAGUGCCACCGAGAGCGCAAGGCUGUAA